Molecule: messenger RNA, 1492 nt
Organism: Aspergillus welwitschiae
Lineage: Eukaryota; Fungi; Ascomycota; Eurotiomycetes; Eurotiales; Aspergillaceae
Product: NAD(P)/FAD-dependent oxidoreductase
Exons: 2
Coding region: 67-1365 (432 amino acids)
Molecular function (GO): sarcosine oxidase activity; flavin adenine dinucleotide binding; saccharopine oxidase activity
Source: RefSeq, a predicted model, not a curated record
GGUCCAUCACAUUGUCAACCUUCAUCUGCCAUCACCACCACUCAUCUUCCACCUCCCACCUCCCCCAUGGAUACCUCCCGGGACCUCCCAGAUAUUCUUAUCGUGGGCGCUGGCAUCUUUGGUGUCAGCACAGCCUACCAUCUUGCCCAGCAGCUCGAGCGACCGUCACAGAUCGUCCUGUUGGAUCGCGCCGCCCCACCAUCCACCCCCGCGGCAUCUACCGAUAUCAACAAGAUCAUUCGUGCAGAUUAUACCAACCCUCUCUACGUCGCUCUGGGUUUCGAGGCUAUCGAAGCGUGGAAGUCGCUGCCGUUCUUCCAAGAUGCACAAGUCUAUCACCCUUCAGGGUGGAUUGCUAUGGAGGAGAAAGAUAGCGAUGUCCCCGCAUUGAUAAGGAAGAACUUCCGCGAUUAUGGUCGCGGCGACGUCUUCGAGGAAUGGACCGAAGAGCAGGUCCGUCACGCAUGGGGCGGACUGCUCGAGAAAACAGACUGCUCCCCGUUCGGCUCAUACUACUACAAUUCGUCCGCCGGCUGGGCGGACGCAGGAAAAGCAUUGCAGCUGAUGGCACAAGAAGCGAUCAAGCUGGGAGUCCGAUAUGAGGUUGGGGAAGCACGCAGAAUUGUUCGUGACGAAAAGGGAGUCAGUGGUGUUAAAACAGCAGACGGCACCAUCUACCAUGCUCGAAAGGUCUUGUUGGCCACAGGUGCAUGGACAAGUCAGCUCAUGUCCUCGGUGGAGGAUGACUUGGACCUGCCGGAACCAGACCGAGUAGAGCGACAGGUAUCAGCGGCGGGAGUAACAGUCUCGCAUUUUCAACUCUCAUCGGAGGAGAAAUCCAGCUAUUCGCAGCUGCCGGUGUUUGUCUACGGAGGACAAGGAGAGGUCAUUCCCCCCACUGCGGAGGGGAUCCUCAAGUUUACGACCGCCGCUUCGUUCAGGAACACCAUCCGCACUGCGUCCGGACACGAGAUCUCAGUGCCACUAGCAGACCAGGUUCAUGUUCCUGAGGCACUGCAAGAAGAUCAUCUGCACGCCAUUCGACCGCGUCUGCCACAGUUCCUCGAGGACCAUCCCCGCCCCGACUACUGGCGCAUAUGCUGGGAUGCAAUUUCGCCCAGCCAGCAUCCGCUCAUCACCCGCCAUCCAGACAACCGACUAUCUAAUCUAUAUUUCGCAGUAGGAGGAUCAUUCCACUGCUACAAGUUCCUUCCGACCAUUGGCAAGUACGUGGUCAACACUUUGAACGGGGUGUCGAACGGACGCGAGAAGGACGAGGCAUGGACGUGGAAGGAGCAUCACCCAGAUGAACGAGGAGUGCAUGCGCGAUUGAUCCCGGAGAGAGAAAUUCGAGAUGUUGUCUAGAACCUACGUAGAUGCAGCCUGCUUGUUUGCUCGAAAUCAAGACCAUCAGCAGCUCAGGCAUGCGCAACCGGACAAACUUUAGUCGGGGGCAAACCACUCUUCACCGAGAAGAGUAUAUAUCACACUG